Pelagomonas calceolata is the source of this 2517-nucleotide messenger RNA. Lineage: Eukaryota; Pelagophyceae; Pelagomonadales; Pelagomonadaceae. The record is from the annotation of a GenBank genome assembly.
CUUGGGUGUUGCUGUCGAGAGUCACUGUGCCGCGCAGCUGGCGUAACGCUGCGCAAAAUAGCCUAUUUGCAUUGAUUCGUUGCCCUAAAACGCCAUCGAACCGAUUGCAGCAGUUGGCAUAGCCGUGCGUGCAGCAAAACUGCAACACAGCGAGUCAGCCAUGCGGCUCCUCCUGCUGCUCGCGGCCAGCCAGGCCCUGCAGCCGCGGCGCCACACCAGACCGCGGACGCGACUCCAAGUAGCAGUCUUGCCCGACGCGCCCCAUUCAAUAGAAAUACCGAUCGGCGACGGCGCGCCGUUGAUCCUCGAGACGGGCCGAAUAGGCCGCCAGGCCGACGCGGCGGUCGUCGCCAAGCGCGGCGGCACUACGGUUUAUGCGACGCUAUGCGUCGGCGACGCCGACGCUGGAGGGGGUGAUUUCUUACCUAUGAGUAUAGACUACCAGGAACGCUACUCCGCCACCGGCCGCACGUCCGGCGCCUACAAUAAAAGAGAUGGCCGCGCGUCGGACGGCGAGAUUUUAACUUGCAGACUCAUCGACCGGCCCUUGAGGCCGUCCGUCGUCGACGGGUUCUGCGGCGACGUCCAGGUGCUUGCUUGGGUUUUGAGUUAUGAUGGUAUCCAUGAGGCGCAGACGCUGGCGGUGCAGGCCUGCUCCGCGGCGUUGCAGCUGUCGUCGGUGCCGACGCUGACGUCCGUGGGCUGUGCGCGAUGUACUCUAAGCGACGACACAUUGACGACGUCGCCCUCGGUCACGGAAGCAGCUUCAUCAACUUUCGACAUCAUCGUCGGCGCCGGUUCUGAUGGGAGUGUGCUGAUGGUCGAGGCCGAGGGGUCGUUCGCGCCGGAAGCCCAGGCUCUCGCAGCGCUGAACGAGGCCGUCGACGAAGCGCAGCGCAUCGGUCAUGCCAUCGGUGCGUGGGCCUCUGCCCUGAAGAAAGACGUGAGUGACGGCCUGAGGCCCUACCCUAGCGAGCUCGAGUCGAUCGUCGAAGAUGCGUAUGGCGAUGCCAUCCGCGAACAGACGAAGGCCCUGAGACAAGGCGACAUGGCGUCCUCUCGCAAGGCUUACGGUGAUUUAUGUCAGAAGGUCGAUGGGUUGAGCCUAGAGAAGGACUAUACGAGGGCCGAUAGCUCGAGGGUCCUCAAGAAACUCUCGUCAAGAGCCAUGUGUGCGCUCGUACGAUCUGAAGGAUUGAGGAGUGACGGGCGAGAUCUAACGACGGUGAGACCGAUCGACAUCGACAUGGCCCCCCUACCCACGGCCCACGGGUCCGUCGUGUUUACGAGGGGAGAAACGCAAUCGUUGGCCACGUGCACGCUCGGCGACCAGUCGAUGCAGCUCCGCGUCGACGAUGCCUUGGAACCGAAUACGGAGAAAAGAUUUUAUCUGCAGUACGCGUUUCCCCCCAGCAGUGUGGGCGAGACGGGUCGCACGGGCGCGCCGGGUCGAAGAGAGGUCGGCCACGGUGCCCUCGCCGAAAAGGCUUUGAGAUAUGCUUUACCCGACGCAAAGACCUUCCCCUAUAGUAUGCGCGUCGAGUCGCUCAUCACGGAGUCGUGUGGCAGUUCGUCGAUGGCGUCGGUCUGUGGCGGCUGCCUCGCGUUGUUGGAUGCCGGUGUGCCGCUCACGACCUCGGUGGCCGGCGUCGCGAUGGGCGUUUUGUUGGACGAUGUGGACGAUCCGGUGGUUUUGACGGACAUCCUCGGGAUAGAGGACGCCCUAGGAGGCAUGGACUUCAAGGUAGCUGGUUCAAGGGACGGCAUCUCGGCCUUCCAGCUCGACGUCAAGGAGCUCGGGCUCAAGGCGGCGACGCUCGAGAAGGCGCUCGCGCAGGCGCGCGAGGCGCGGCUCCACGUCCUGGACGAGAUGGCGUCUCGGGGCGUCGAUGAGCCGCAGGCGUUGUCAGAUAGCGUCCCCAAGACGAAGACCUUGCAAGUCGAGCCCGCCAAGAUCGGGAAGAUCAUCGGCAAGGGCGGCGAGACCAUUAGAGGUUUAAUUGCGGACGACGGUGCAUGAAUCAACUUGUCGCGCCGCGUCUCCACCACGCCAUCGAUGUGCGCGCAGGCGGACUACUGUUUGGCCAACGUUGAUGUUGAUGACGAGGGUGCCGUCAUGAUUAGCGGGAACGACCCGGAGCAGAUGGAGGCGUGCGCCGCCAAGAUCGUGGAGCUCACGUCCGAGGCGACGGGUGGGGGCGGCCGGAAACAGCGCGCGGCCUACGACGGGCCCAUGCCCGAGGUCGGGAGCGUCUACGCCUCCGAGGUCGUGUCCAUCAAGACCUUCGGCGCCUUCGUUUCCUUUGGAGAGGCCUUUCCGGGCCUGGAAGGGCUCUGCCACAUCUCGGAGCUCGCGCCGGACCGGGUCCGGAACAUCGAGAAGUUCAUCAGUGUCGGCGACGCCUUCGACGUGAAGGUCCUGGCCAUCGACGAGGACUCGGGCAAGCUCAAAUUGUCAAGGAAGGCGGCGCUCGCGGACAAGGUCCGAGACAGUCGGUAAUUUCUAGUGGAACUUGG